AUGGGAUGGGGAACAAAUGAGGCCUUGAUAAUUGAGAUUUUGGCUCAUAGGAAUGCAGCGCAGCGCAAGCUGAUUCGGGAAACUUAUGCUGCAACUUACGGAGAAGAUCUCCUGAAAGACCUGGACAAAGAACUUUCAAGUGACUUUGAGCGAGCAGUGCUGCUAUGGACACUGGAUCCAUCUGAGCGCGAUUCUUUCUUGGCUAACGAAGCUACAAAGAAGUUGACUGCAAGCAAUUGGGUUAUCAUGGAAAUUGCUUGCACCAGGUCUUCAUAUGACCUCUUUAAGGUGAGACAAGCCUAUCAUGCUCGUUAUAAGAAAUCCCUUGAAGAAGAUGUUGCAUAUCACACAAAAGGGGACUUCCGUAAGCUUUUGGUUCCUCUUGUGAGUGCUUUUCGGUAUGAAGGAGAUGAUUUAAACAUGACCCUGGCAAAAUCAGAGGCUAAGAUACUUCAUGAGAAGAUCUCUGACAAGGCGUACAGUGACGAGGAGCUCAUCAGGAUUCUGACAACAAGGAGUAAAACGCAGCUCAAUGCAACACUCAAUCACUAUAACAAUCAUUUCGGAAAUGCUGUAAACAAGGAUCUGAAAACUGAUCCAGAGGAUGAGUACCUGAAGUUAUUGAGGGCAACAAUAAAGUGCUUGACCUGCCCAGAGAAAUAUUUUGAGAAGGUUCUCAGAUUGGCUAUCAAUAGGCUGGGGACAGAUGAAGGAGCUCUUACUCGAGUUGUUGCUACUCGAGCUGAGGUUGACAUGCAUCGUAUCAAAGAGGAAUACCAGCGGAGGAACAGCGUCCCUCUGGAUCGUGCCGUUGCUGGAGAUACUUCAGGAGACUACGAGAAAAUGCUUCUGGCCUUGAUCGGUCAUGGUGAUGCUUGAGCUGCACCUCUGUCCCCCGUCGGGGUUGCAGUUUACUAGUAUGCAGUGAGUUAAUGUAUGUUAUCCUGGUUUUGUGUUACCUGCUUCUUUAUGUACUUUUACUGGAGUUCCAAAAACUUAUGGUUGGGAAUAAUAAUGGUGUUUUUAAAAUCAAUGUAUUUGGGGUUCUGCUGUUUG
Molecule: messenger RNA, 1056 nt
Organism: Ilex paraguariensis (yerba mate)
Lineage: Eukaryota; Viridiplantae; Streptophyta; Magnoliopsida; Aquifoliales; Aquifoliaceae
Source: the annotation of a GenBank genome assembly